GAAGAUUCAAACUGAAGGCAGUGAACUAGGAAGGAAAGAAAAGCCGAGGGGGAGAGAGGAACUGAAGAGGUUUGAGAGAGGGUAGUGGAGACAGAGAGAGAGAGAGGGGUGUUGGAAAGGGGGAGAGGGUACAGAGAGGAACUGCACUCUGCUCUGUGUGUUUGGGGCAAGUGAGUUCCAGGAAAACAGGGUCAGAUUUGUUCAGGUUGCCCUGUAGUUGCUGUCGUUUGGAAAGUGAAAGGGCAGGUUAUUGAACUGGGGCGGAUUGUGUUGGUUGCAGAGUGGAUGGGCGUCACAAACUGGGACAGCUCUCACUGAGAACGGGCCAGGGGGAUAGAGUAAGGCAGCUCAGUGCUGAGGUAUGGCCGGCUCUGGGGACUGGGCGCAUGAGUGGAGCAGGAUUGAGAGCACGAUCCGGGGGAGUUUCCGACAGCUCCGGGAGAGGUACCUGCGGAGAGCCGGCGCCGGGAGUGAGCAGCAAGCCCCUUCCCGGAGAGAGUCGGAGCAAGGAGCCGGGGACAGCCUGCACAGCUUACCGGUGGAGGUACAGAUGUAUAUCAUGGGCUUACUAUCUCCCAGGGAUCUGUGCCAACUUGGAUGUGUCAGUCGCUACUGGAAUGCCAUGGUUCGUGACCCCCUUUUGUGGCGUUACUUCCUCCUGCGGGAUCUCCCUCACUGGAAUUCUGUUGACCAUCUGUCACUGCCGAAUGCAGCAUUACUGAGUAAAUCACUGACUGACAGCAUGGAGCAGGACUAUAUGACAGUGUAUUUAAUGAGCUGCCCCGAGGGCAGGAAGCACAGGAGAGUGCGCCCCAGUGCCUACAGCUCCGUCACCUCCUUGUUCUACUCACUGGUCUCUCAGGCACAGCCGCGGUUUGCCAUGUUUGGGCCUGGUUUGGAGCAGCUGGACACCUCACUGGUCACCAAGAUGAUGAACUCACCGGGAAUGCUACCUGUCAUCAGUCUACCGCAGCGACAGAUUGACGGAAUUGGAUCUGGAAUCAGCUUCUUAUUCAAAAAUGAGUACAAAUUUAACAUUCUGACUUUAUAUUCAACAACUUGGAAGGAACGAGAAAGUGCGAGACUCGAAGAGAAUGUGGCAGUCAAUAGACUCUUUGUGGAACAGCAAAGUGCAGAGGGGAGGCAGGGUGAGGGAGCGAGAGAGGCUUACAGCAUCAUCCCUCAGGUCCAGAAUGUCUGCACUGUGGUCGACGGCUUCAUCUACGUGGCAAAUGCUGAAGGCAGCAGAAGGCAUGAUCGAGAGCAGGAAGUGCUCCAGAUUCAGGCCAUGAUUGAUCCAAGUCUUGGUGCUCAAAGCCGCCCCCUCCUGGUCUUGUGCUGUACCUCACAGCCUGGUGUACAGCGGAUACCAUGCGUUUAUGUGGCUCACCAGUUACAGUUGGGCCAGCUGGAGCGAGCCUGGUUGGCCCAGGAUACAGAGGCACUUUCGCUUGGAGGCUUUCUUGAUGGCAUUGAGUGGAUUCUGCGGGAAGUUGGCACCUUGUGAUCCACUGUAGCUUGGAGCAGGUUCCAUCCUUCAGGAAUGACUGUAUCCCAAUAGCUCGGCAAACCCAAACCCACCCCACCUCAUUCUCAACAGGAGAACUUACCCAAGACCCUGUAUUGUAUCCCAAGGAGGCGACUGGAUACUCGUGAACUCCUCUGAUCCACUGGUCAAUCAGCUGAUGUUGUCUCUCUGUUGAUCCCCACACUCUGCUGCAUCAGCCAGCUGCGUGGAUAAACAUUGAGUGGGGCCUUUUCCAUGUUGGGCAGCAUUGAUCGGUUGGAUGGUAUGAAUAAAAAGUACUCUAUGCCAUUAAUGAACA
This is a messenger RNA of Hemiscyllium ocellatum (epaulette shark), 1826 nucleotides long. RefSeq names its product F-box protein 4 (gene fbxo4). The transcript has 7 exons. The coding region runs from base 362 to 1507 and encodes 381 amino acids. The record is from RefSeq and is a predicted model, not a curated record. Gene Ontology annotation, biological process: SCF-dependent proteasomal ubiquitin-dependent protein catabolic process; protein polyubiquitination. Gene Ontology annotation, molecular function: protein binding. Gene Ontology annotation, cellular component: SCF ubiquitin ligase complex. NCBI's taxonomy places the organism in Eukaryota, Metazoa, Chordata, Chondrichthyes, Orectolobiformes, Hemiscylliidae.